Molecule: messenger RNA, 6716 nt
Organism: Boleophthalmus pectinirostris (great blue-spotted mudskipper)
Lineage: Eukaryota; Metazoa; Chordata; Actinopteri; Gobiiformes; Gobiidae
Gene: usp28
Product: ubiquitin specific peptidase 28
Exons: 26
Coding region: 1-3588 (1195 amino acids)
Biological process (GO): protein deubiquitination; regulation of protein stability; DNA damage checkpoint signaling
Cellular component (GO): nucleus; cytosol
Molecular function (GO): cysteine-type endopeptidase activity; protein binding; cysteine-type deubiquitinase activity
Source: RefSeq, a predicted model, not a curated record
AUGGGCGCGGAAAAUGGGGAGAACUCAAGCAACUCGCAGACUGAAAUUCUGAUCAACCAGCUGAGAGAGGUCACUGGCAUCCAGGAUCCACACAUUCUGUACAGAGCUCUGAAAGCCAGUCAGGGGGACAUUGGACAUGCGGUGGGACUGUUGACCGCUCAGACUGGAGAGGCACAGGAGCCGGGAGAAGGACAGCAAGGAGCCACUGGCCUCGGCAAAGAUGAACUCCAGGCAGCCAUUGAGCUCAGUCUCCAGGAGUCUCAGAAAGCCCAGGAAGAAGAGAAAGAAUUUCACAGAGCUCUCGAGGCCAGUGCAGAGGAGAACGCUGCACGGAUGAAGAGGAGGAGGUGUGAGGGCCAGAGCGAUAUGAGCAGCCCCGCAGACUGGAUCAGGCAGGACGACUGGCCCGUGGGCAUCCGCAAUGUGGGAAACACCUGCUGGUUCAGCGCGGUAAUACAGUCGCUCUUCCAUCUUCCAGUGUUCAAAAGGCUGGUUCUCAACUAUCAUCUGUCAGAGCGUUUGUUGGAGAAGUGCAAGACAAAUUCUGACAAGAGGAACAUAGCCUUCAUGCAGGAGCUGCGCUGUCUCUUUGCUCUGAUGGUCGGCUCCAGCAGAAGGUUUGUGGACCCCUCAGCUGCCGUGGAGCUGCUCCGAGACGCCUUCAGGACCAGCGAGGCUCAGCAGGAUGUGAGUGAGUUUACCCACAAGCUCCUGGACUGGCUCGAGGACGCCUUUCAGCUGGCUGCCAAUGGAAAUGACGAAAAGGACAAACUGAAAAACCCGAUGGUCCAGCUUUUCUACGGGACUUUUUUGACCGAGAGACUACACGAAGGAAAAACACUGUGCAACAUAGAGCAGUUUGGCCAGUAUCCUCUACAAGUGAACGGCUUCAACAACCUGGACGAAUGUUUAGAGGGGGCCAUGGUGGAGCGAGAGAUCGAGUCACUGCAUUCAGACCACUGCGUCACAUCGGGGCGAGAGAGAUGGUUCAAAAAGUUGCCCCCGGUGUUGACGUUUGAGCUCUCCAGGUUUGAGUUUAACACACAGCUGGGUCGACCAGAGAAGAUUCACAAGAAACUAGAAUUCCCACAAAUUAUUCACAUGGACAGAUAUCUUCACCAAAAUAUACAGCUCACACAUGAACGGAGAAGUACGGUCAAGAAGCUCAAGGAACAACUGGCAGUGCUCCAACAGAAAUUUGAGUGCUACAAAAACUACGGCUCAGGCCCCACCAAAUACCCCCUGACGGACAUGCUUCAGUUUGUUUUGGAGUUCGCCACCACCAAACCCUCCAACGUGUCCCCCGCCGAGGACCUGACAGCAGCUGCCUCCUCCCCAACCCCCGCCACUGCCCCCACCGCCCCGCCCCCUCACCCCCUCAGCAGCGACAGCCCCAGAGACAGUGAAACAGAGGAAGGGUCAGAUUGCCUGGGCGCUGGUGUGUCCACGUGCCAAAGAACGCCCAUCUACAAGCCGUUCACCCAGUGCAGACCCCCGGUAGAGUGCCCCCCUCACCCCGCACCUCACAGCAUCACAGAGGAGGAACUGUUCCACGUCAAGAACUGUCUGCAACGCUGGAGGACUGAGGCUGAGAACGAUAUCAAUGAACUUAAAGCCAGUAUCGACAGAGUGUCCCAGGAACUCGAGAGCAUGUACUCUGAUAACAGUCUGUGCCAGGUGCCGUACAGACUCCACGCCGUCCUGGUCCAUGAGGGUCAGGCUUCUGCUGGGCACUACUGGGCGUACAUCUACGACCACGCCCACCAGCGCUGGAUCAAGUACAAUGACAUCACUGUGAGCGAGUCGUCCUGGGAGGAGCUGGAGAGGGACUCCUUCGGAGGCAUGACCAAUGCCAGCGCAUACUGCCUCAUGUACAUCGAUGACAGGAUGCCCCAGCUCAUAACGGAAGACACAGAUGAUGAGACGGGCCAGCCGCUCGUGGGCAUGGACUCCCUUCCUCCAGUGCUGCGGCGCUACGUUCAUGAGGACAACCGCUGGUUCCAACAGGAGCUGAGCGAGUGGGAGGAGCAGUUCUGUCAAGCCUCCGCUGCUGCUCCGCAGGGAGAGAGCACGGGGAGCACGGAGACAACAGAGCACAGAGCUGAAGAACUGCACCAGAAGAACCAGGAACCAGAGGCUACUCAGUCUAUACAGCCCACAGAGUCUAAUGAGUCUUCAGAGUCUACUGAGGGUACAGAGGAGCAGGAGGCUCACACUCAAGCCCAGGAGGAGGAGCAGGAGCAGGAGCAGACACAGCAAGAAGAAGAGGUGGCACCAGACCCCCCUGAGGCUCCUGAGAGCUCGAGUGAUGACAAACCUCCAGAACCCUCAGACUCUUUGGAACAGGGCCAGAGUUCCGACUCAGCCCAGAAGGAGGCUCCCGGUUCGGUUCCCGACCCGCCAGCAAAUACAAAGGAGACAUCAGAGGUGCAGGUGCAGGUGGAGGAGGAGAGCACAGAGGGGACUGUCUCUGGUCCCACCGCCACAGACGAACAGGAGGAUUCAAACAGCACUCCAGAAAACGAGUCGCAGCAAACGCACCAUCAGGACGCACCAGCAGAGCGCCAACAGCCAGAGAACGAGGUGUCCGAGGUGGAGAUCCCCAACGUGGGUCGCAUCAUGGUCCGAGCAGACGCAGACGGAUACAAUGAAGAGAUGAUGUUAACCCCAGCCAUGCAGGGAAUCAUUUUGGCCAUCGCCAAAGCCCGAAAGACCUUUGACCAGGACGGUCCUGAGGCAGGUCUCAUCAAGGCCUUCCACGAGGAGUACAACCGUCUGUACGAGCUGUCCCAGGAGGAGGCGACCCCGGCGGAGGACGCGCGGCUGCAGCACUGCCUGGUUUAUUUCUUCCAAAACAAAGCUCCAAAACGCGUCAUCGAGAGGACGCUGCUCGAGCAGUUUACAGACCGCAACCUCAGCUUCGACGAGAGGGCCAUCAGCAUCAUGAGGGAGGCCAGAUCCAAGCUGCGUCUGAUCAAACCUGAAGACAUGGACAUGGACGAGUACCUGCAGUGGCACGAGGACUACAAGAUGUUCAAGACGGUGUUUGUGUAUUUGCUCACGGGCCUGGAGCACUACCAGAACGGAAAAAUGAGAGAAGCUUUGACUUACCUGGCUCAUGCUUACGACACCAACAGCACUUUGCUCAAGAACGGACCCAAGCGUGGAGUGGACGAUUCCCUUAUUUCAGUCUACAGAAGAAAAUGUCUCACAACGCUGAACGAGAGCGCCUCCAGGUGGUUUUGCAGUGGCGAGGAGGACAAAGUGACAGAAGCGUUGGCUCUUAUGGACGAGUGUGUGAUCCCCUGUCUGCACUUGAUGAGCCGGGACCCCGCCCUGAGCCUGGAGGACAGAGAGACGCUGGAGAGCAUACGCAGCCACUGGUGCUGCUGCCUCAGCCAAGACAUGGACGAGUCUCUGCAGGUGAAGCUGGGGGAGUUCCUGCCCAGAGUCCUGGACUGUUCAGCGGAGACAGUGGUGCUCAAAGACCCCCCAAAGAUCCAGGUGCACGCCGCCCACGACCUGUGCAACCGGCUGGCCGCGCUCAUGGAGUCCAUCCACAGCACCUCUGUUGUCCGAGUCAAGUGAAAGUGUUUGGCUGACGUCGUGGUGGUUUUUUCAGAUUCUAAAAGGCGCUGAUGCCGUCUCAGAUUCUGUCAGACGACGGCAGGAGCCUAUUGCCCUGUUGAUUAUAUUGAUUACAUUGUACUUUGCCAUGAAGUAUCUAAAACGUAAAUUCACAAAUAUUGAGCCUGAUUAUUUAUAUUAUUGACUAAACCCUAUAACUCAUUGUAUUACAACAAAGAUCUACAUUUUAACAAUAUUAAUUUUGUUCUAUGGUGGAAUUUUCAGCAGUACACAGUCACAAACACAACCUAAAUGAAAAAAAUAUGACAUUAAUUCAUUAACACGAAAGAGAUAAGAGUGACUAAUGUGAUUUGGGAGGGACACAAAUCUGCUCACCUGUUGUAGUUCCAGAGAAGUCAGUUUUUUAUAGUCAGAUUGUGUUAAAACAUGUGAAAUUAAAGUCUAACUUGAGUAACAGAGCUUUAGACAUAGCAGUGCCUCUAGUUAGCUUCACUCCACACCCCCCACAUCAGCUGCAAAGAAUCAAUAUCUAACCAAUAUAUCUAAAACCUCAGACAAUUUGAGGAGUGAAUAAAGUCUGAGCUGCUCAAUGCUACUGAAAUUGUGUAAAAAAGUAAAGAAUACUCUUGAGUUUUGAUUUUUUUAUGUAUACUUUUACUCCAGCACAAACUAUGGCAGCAGUACUAAAUGUUCAAUAUUUUUUCCACCACUGCUAAUCAAAUUUUUAUCUAAACCCACUACUGGCUGUGUGCAAUGUUGAAGUCCGACUAAUGGACCGUUCCAGAGUGCAAUACUGCUCUAAACGUGCCUUCAAUCUGCAGUAACUUCGAUGUUGGCGACUACUUAGCUUCUAUAUUUGAUGUUUUAUUUCCUUUUUAAAUAUACCAUUUAUUUUGCACAACAGACUUACCAUGAAGAUUUUAUUUUUGCACUGAAGGGUUUUGUUCUGUUUUUACAUAAAGUACACGUCAAAAGUUCAUGGUGCCAUAUCCCAUCAUAGGAAACAUCGCGUAUUGGUUACUAGGGCUGCACAAUUUGGGAAAAUUUUUUAUUUCCGUUACAUUUCGCGAAGAACAAAAGAAUGUAAGGAUCACAUUUCAGAACAUUUUCAACAAAUCUAAACUACAGGGUUAGGUUUUGUCAUCUGUGAAAGAAAUUGCGGUACUUGAAGAGAGGUUAUUAUGCAAAAUUGACUUUUUGGAGAUUUGUUGCAAUGUUCCCUCAUCAACAACGUGCCUGUAGAGGUUUUUAGAUGCCAUUAAUACAUGUUUGAUAGGGAUGUAACAAUAACCGAAAUAUUGUGAUAUCGUAUCGUCAGAAUUCUCACAGUAAUAUCGUGGACCAUCACAAUAUAUCGAAUUACAAGUGUCUUUGCUUAAAUUAAGAGUUAUGGUGAAGCAAUAGCUAAAACAGACACAGGGAACUACAUAGACCAUGAUCCUUUGCUCCAUUUCAGUGCAGACUACAGGAAGAAAUAACAGUUCUAAGCACUUUUAAGUCUUAGUUCUUUGGAUUAUGUCUUUUCAAGGCAUUUUAAGAGGAAAAAGGAGCAUAUUUUAACAGUUUUGUUCGCAGCCUCCAUAAAAUAUCGUACCGUGAGAUGUAUAUCGUGAAAAUAUCGUACCGAGAGAUUUGGAUAUUGUUACAUCCGUAAUCGUGAGCCUUCCCACCAUACCGUGAGCAUUACCACGAUAUCUCAGUAAAUAUCAUAAAGUGAGGUUCCUUGAUGGUAUUGUAUCGUGAGACUUGGAUAUCGUUACACCCCUAAUGUUUGAGUAAUCUAGUGAUCUCUCCCAGGCUCAAUAGGCUCUAUUCACGCUUAUGUCACAAACAAGGAAGACAUUUGGAAACAUGCGACGACAGCUUCCGGCGGGUUCUGUUCGCGGUCAUAAGUCUGACAAAAUGUAGGAAAAAUUAGAAAAUGACCCACUUUUAUUCAUCUACAUGUCAUUGUAGCGUUCAGUUAUGUUUGGCUAAUCAACAAUUACAACCACACCUUAGUUUUUAUCGUUUUAAUAAUGAAUAAAUAAAUUCAUCUAAAUUUGCCAGCAAAUAAUACUUACCCUGGCAGCCAAAUAAGUAUUUUUCUACAAAGAACUUGUAACCUUUCACUAGUUUUGAGCUGCCUGUAAAAGAUAUCGAAGCUAUGAUUAGAGUCAUGUCCCCCAAGGAAAGCUUUGGCAGGUUAUGAAGAUCAGACCGCUGCUGCUGAAUCCAUGUUUUCAUCACACUUCAGUGGGUUUUAUCACAAUCGGUCGGCGAGCCCAGUGUCGGGAACGUGGAAAGUUGUCAUCACAUGUUUCCAAACGUCUUCCUGUGACUUAAAAGUGAAUAGAGCCUAUUCAAACCCUGCUCAUGGUUAGCAGAAUGAUUCUGUCCAAUCCUCAAGCCACAAACCUACAUCAUCCGCUCUCCCACACCACAACUUGACAUAAAUAAAAGCAGAACACAAAACAACACACUAGAAUUUGACAAACUUGCAGUAGUUUCAUUAGCGCUGAUUUUGUUGUGAAAGAGCUCUGAAGGGGGGAGUGGCUUAGCGUGGAGAGCAAAAGGAGGGGUGACUCAGAGCAUCAAAAACAAAAGUGAAACCUCUAAAACAAUCCGUUGUUUUUGGCAAAUAUAGCAUUUUUAGAACAAUAAAAGAUAACGUGGUGAUCUACUGUAGAUCUCUUUAAAAAUCGCAGCCUUUUGUGAUUCGCUGAUUGUGUUUUAGUCGAUCACGAUUGCAGCCCUAGUCAACGCAGACAAUUUCUUUACAACUGAAUGUGUUCUCAGUCACGGUCAAAGGUCUAAAAUAAACACUAAAAAUGAGCAGAAAAAUGCCUGAUACCUGAACGAUGUGGAGCUUGUUAGUUCUGCAGAAUGUUACUUGACGAGUAGAAGAGUUCGUGAACAGUGUUACUUUAAGUUAUGUACUAUACACUGUCUAAUAACAAUCUGAAUAUGUUUUAUAUGACUUUUUAAUAUGCUUUCUGUCUGUGGGACUACCGUGAUAUAUUUACUCCGUGUAUUUGUUGUUGAAAUGUGUACGACUUACAUCAGUAUUAUGAUUAUGAAAUGAUGUACAUAAGUGCCACUCUGCUUUGUAGUUAAGUGCCUCUGUCCCAAUAAAAGUCCUCCUCUUC